AUGGAAAGAAUUGUAGUAAGGUAUCGCGAUAGAGAAAUGAAGUAUAGGGGAAGAGGUUACAAUCCGGCAACCCCAAGCCGUAUAGUUGAAUAUUCGCUUAACGAGUUCCAACCCGAAGAAUCCUUUGAUUUUAUUUAUCUAUUGAGAGAUUGUAAUGACCCGAAUAUUAUAGGAAUUGAUCAAACAGAUAAUGCUCUUAUUAAAGAGUCGGUACGAUUUCCAUUAAACUUUAGAUCAAGAGUAAUUAAUAAAUGUAAAAUAAGAUCCAGAGUGAUUAAGUCGAAAGAGAUAAAAGAAAAAAUCUCCUAUUUAGGAGAAAAAGCUGAAAAUGAGAGAAAAAAGGAGAAUAUAGAAUGCACAACAAAAAAUGAAACCAAAGACAAAACUAUUGAGUUUUGUGAGUUUUGGUCAAAACUGGAACAAUCGCCGGAAUUAUACAAAGAUCUGGAAACCAAAACUGAUGAAAAUAAACAAAUUGAAAUAGGUCGCGAUAACAAACUUCCUAUUAAGGAAGAAAAUUUAAAAGAUUUAGUAAAAAAUGACAAAACUAUUGAGUUUUUGCCAAAUUCGGAACUAACACAGGAAUUUCAGAAAGACCCGGGACUGAAUGGUGAAACCUUUAAAGAAAAUAAACAGGUAUUAUUUAUCGAGAAUGAAAGUCUUCCUAUUAAUGAAAAAUUUCCCAUAGAUACUCAGAAAAAUCGGAUUAGACAAAAAGAAUGAGAUGCAAUUUUUAAAACGACCCAAUAUAAAGAUUAAACUGUUAGAGUUGUUUCGAAAACCUCACGGACUCCCCGAGCCGAGAAGAGCUUCAUCGAAGGGGGGAGGGUUGCAUCUCGAAUUACUAGAUAAGACUCCUAUUAAGGAGGUAUUUCACUCAGAGAUUAAACUAUCCAGUAAUUUAGAGAUGCAAUUCUUAAAACACACUCAAACUCAUUAUACUCCCAAGCAUGGAGCUUCAUCGAAGAGGGAAAGGUUGCAUCUCGGAUUACUUGAUAGAGUUAAAAAGUGGUUUAAUUUAAUGAGAGUCGGAGCUAAAAGAAUAAGAAAGCAUGUAAAAUUUAAGAAAAAAGAUGAGACAAAUUCUGAAAAUAGAACCCGGAC
Molecule: messenger RNA, 1104 nt
Organism: Meloidogyne enterolobii
Lineage: Eukaryota; Metazoa; Nematoda; Chromadorea; Rhabditida; Meloidogynidae
Source: the annotation of a GenBank genome assembly